UCUUCUACAGCAAUUUUAUCAGAAACGAAACUUUUCAGCGAGUUUCGUUUUCCCCGGCGCAGCACAACAUCCUGGUCAACUCAUUUAAAAGCCUACCGCUGCCUGGGAAACUGCCUUUGUAUCAACGCACUACACGAGAAAUGAUGUCUGAGACCGGUCUGGAAACUGAAGCAGCUAACGUAAGUAGCACUCUAAACCAGCACUAUGAGGAGAAGGUGCGUCCCUGCAUUGACCUGAUUGAUUCCCUGCGGUCCCUCGGGGUCGAGAAGGACCUGGCUCUGCCCGCUAUCGCUGUGAUCGGGGACCAGAGCUCCGGCAAGAGCUCCGUAUUGGAGGCCCUCUCUGGGGUGGCACUGCCCAGGGGGAGUGGUAUUGUGACAAGAUGUCCUCUGGAGUUGAAGAUGAAGAGGUUGAAAGAGGAAGAGGCGUGGCAUGCCAAAAUCAGCUACAAUGACAGAGUGGAGGAGAUUGAUGAUCCUGAUGAUGUGGAGAUGAGGAUCAGAGAAGCUCAGGACGAGAUGGCAGGAGUCGGGGUGGGGAUCAGUGAUGACCUCAUCAGCCUGGAGAUCUCUUCCCCUGGUGUCCCUGACCUCACGCUCAUAGACCUACCAGGUAUCGCCAGAGUCGCCGUCAAGGGCCAGCCUGAGAACAUUGGAGAACAGAUCAAGAGGCUGAUCAAGAAGUUCAUCAAAAAGCAGGAGACCAUCAACCUGGUGGUGGUUCCCUGCAACGUUGACAUAGCAACUACCGAGGCCUUGCAGAUGGCUCAGGAAGAGGACCCUGAGGGAGAGAGGACUCUGGGUAUCCUGACCAAGCCAGACCUGGUUGACAAGGGCACAGAAGAAACAGUGGUGGACAUUGUUCACAACGAGGUCAUCAAUUUGACCAAGGGCUACAUGAUCGUCAAGUGCCGAGGUCAGAAGGAAAUCAAGGACAAAGUGUCCUUGAAUGAGGCAACCUACAAGGAGAAGGCCUUCUUCCAAGACCACUCACAUUUCAGUGCCCUGUUUGAUGAAGGCUUUGCCACCAUCCCCAAGUUAGCAGAGAAGCUGACUUUAGAGCUGGUCCAUCACAUUGAGAAAUCUCUGCCUCGGCUAGAGCAGCAGAUUGAGGUCAAGCUGGAAGACACCCAUGCAGAGUUGGACAAGUAUGGGGGCGGACCCCCUGAGGAUCCUGCUAAGAGGAUGUACUUCCUAAUAGACAAGGUGACUGCCUUCACCCAGGACAUUACCAACCUGACGCUUGGAGAAGAACUGAGGAAUGGGAACAAGUUUAACCUCUUUUCUGACCUGAGGAGAGAGUUUGCAAAGUGGAAGGCUCAUCUUGAUCACUCUGGAGACACCUUCAACCAGAGGAUUGAGGAGCAGGUGCAUGAGUAUGAGGUUAAUUACCGUGGCAGGGAGCUUCCUGGCUUCAUCAACUACAAGACCUUUGAGAUUCUGGUGAAGGACCAGCUCAAAAAGCUGGAGGAGCCAGCUGUGAAGAAGCUGAAGGGGGUCACAGACAUUGUGAGGAAGGCGUUCUUACAGCUGGCUCAUAGCAACUUAAUGGGAUUCCCAAACCUCCUGAAAAGUGCCAAGACCAAGAUAGAAGACAUCAAGAAGGAAAAAGAGGCCAUGGCAGAGACCAUGCUGAGGACCCAGUUCAAGAUGGAGCUGAUCAUCUACACCCAGGACAGCACCUACAGCCACAACCUGGAUGACAUAAGGAUUAAGGAGCAGGACGAGCAACGUGUGGCAGUUGCAGGAAACGUGGUCUCAACACUGACAGAACAUAAAACCAGAAGCAUUGUCUACAGCACAGACAGCAAUGCCACUCUUCAGGAAAUGAUGGUCCACCUCAAAUCAUACUAUCGUAUCGCCAGCCAGCGCCUGGCUGACCAAGUCCCGCUGGUCAUCCGCUACCUGAUGCUGCAGGAGUCGGCUGCGCAGCUACAGCGGGAGAUGCUGCAGAUGCUGCAGGACAAGGAGAACGCAGAGCUGCUGCUGAAGGAGGACUACGACAUCGGGAGCAAGAGGGCUGCUCUGCAGAGCCGGCUGAAGCGCCUGACGGAGGCGCACAACUACCUGAUGAAGUUCUAAUCCCCACCCCCUCAAACACAUUCCACCAAAAUAAUUCUGCUAUUUCUCUUUUGUGGAAUUUCUGAUAUCUGGUUCUUCUCUCAUUCACACCGUAGAUUCUGGAUUACAUGCUUCAGAAUUCAGUCUUGGAGGGCCGCAGUGUGCUGGUUUUCGGUGUGGUUCAGCACUAAUGAUUUCACUAUACCCUUUGCUCUCAAGGCCUUAGCUGGCUGCUAGUGAAAAGGAACCAGACAUUCCUGCAGUCGCUGCGGCUCCCUCCAGGGCUGGAGUUGAGACUCCUGUUGUACAGUAAAUGGUUUAUAUCCUGCUUGUUCACUCCUGUUUAUUAAUUGUGUAUUAUAACGAUGUGUUCAUGGUACCAUUAUGUGUCAAUAAUAAUCCGUUGAAAUAUAGAUAGUUAUCAAGCAGGACAAUUCCUUUUGGAUUUUAGUUUUAGCUGAGGAUUGCAUGUCUGUCAUUGGUGUAUUUCUUUUUGUUGAUGUUAAAACUGAUUCUUGUGUUGGGAGUUUUUUUGAGGAAGUGGAACCAUAUGUACACCAUUGCACAUUUUACAUUCUGGAUCAAUGUGAGUUCUCUUUGAAUAGUACAACUAACACUAACUCCGUAGUUUACAGUACAGGUAUGGUUUGGUCUCUACUUUGGGUUAUGUUUUGGUUUGCUACAAGGGGAAUGACCAUCUGAAUGUUGUUCUCUCUUGGGAUUAUAUUCCUGCAGUACUUGAUGUACAACAUAUUUUCUUUUGUCUGAGACCAUGACCUUUUUCACCCUCGUACUCUGUUACAGGAAAAAUAUGCGGAACCUGUUUAACCAGUUUUGUUCAUAAGAGCCACACCCCUGUAUACACACAAUGCAUACAAUAAAAACAACGUCAACAAGAAAA
This is a messenger RNA of Conger conger (European conger), 2961 nucleotides long. RefSeq names its product interferon-induced GTP-binding protein Mx3-like. Lineage: Eukaryota; Metazoa; Chordata; Actinopteri; Anguilliformes; Congridae. Bases 141 to 2081 code for a protein of 646 amino acids. Gene Ontology annotation, cellular component: membrane; nucleus; cytoplasm. The transcript is spliced from 13 exons. Gene Ontology annotation, biological process: defense response to virus. Gene Ontology annotation, molecular function: GTP binding; microtubule binding; GTPase activity. The record is from RefSeq and is a predicted model, not a curated record.